UGAGAGUGGGGUUUAGUCACUUGCUUUAUAGGAUUUCACUAUUCAGACUCUCUCCUCCUCGCCCUGAAAUUUUCACAACCGCAAACCAUUCUCUUUUGCCAGAUUUAAGCUGCAUUCAACUAAGUUCUGGUGCGCCAUUUUCAGCGGAUAUUUUCUUAUCAACUUGAAGCUGAUGAUAUAAGAGUUAGCUAUUUCCUCUGCCCAAGUUCUAUCGUAUUGCCGGGAGCUCUGAUCAGCUGGCUCAUUCUGGGGUCUGCAUUGUUUUACAUGCCAGUUGAUUUUACAGAAGCACUUAAGAGAAUUUAUCAUGGUUCUCACCCGUAGUAUAUGUGUACCAUCAUUGUCACAAAUAUGAUUGAACAAUUCAUCAAUUUUGUAAUUCGACCUCCCAGGGCCGUGUAUGAUCCAGAUCAGUACUUAUGGGAGAAGGAUUUUACACUUGCUGGCAGAGCAUACAAAAGAGAGGAUUUGGAGGCAACUUCAAAAUGGAAGAGGCCAGACCUUGAAGUGUAGUCAUUAUGUCCCAUCUCUUCUCCCAGAAGAUUUUGCUCUUCCGUGUGUUGUAUACUGUCACGGAAACAGCGGAUGUCGGGCAGAUGCAAAUGAGGCUGCUGUAAUACUUCUUCCAGCAAAUAUUACUGUCUUUACCCUGGACUUCUCUGGAUCUGGCUUAUCUGAUGGUAAUUAUGUUAGCCUGGGAUGGCAUGAGAAAGAUGACCUCAGAGUUGUCGUCUCUUAUUUAAGAAGUAACAAGCGCGUGUCGCAAAUUGGUCUUUGGGGACGAUCUAUGGGUGCCAUUACAAGCCUUCUUUAUGGAUCAGAGGACCCUUCAAUCUCUGGGAUGGUUUUAGAUAGUGCUUUCUCUAAUUUAUUUGAUCUUAUGAUGGAACUUGUUGAUGUUUACAAGAUUCGGCUCCCAAAAUUCACUGUGAAGAUGGCUGUGCAGUACAUGCGGCGGGUGAUUAAAAGGAGGGCAAAGUUUGAUAUCAAAGACCUCAAUUCUUUGCAGGUUGCAAGCCAAACAUUCAUCCCUGUCUUAUUUGGACAUGCUAAUGGGGAUAAAUUUAUUCAACCACACCACUCUGAUGUCAUCUUUAAAUUGUAUGCGGGUGAUAAAAACAUCAUAAAAUUUGAUGGUGAUCAUAACUCUUCUAGGCCACAGUUCUACUAUGACUCAGUUUCCAUAUUCUUCUAUGAUGCCCUACAUCCUCCACAAGUUUCAUCUGUUUGGUCCAAUAAGAUUCAGGAAUAUCAUAGUCUGAAGGAUCUGAGAGUUGAUGCUGGUAUGGAUGAGAAGCUGCUGUAUGAGAUAAUAUCUAAUCUUCAUAUUGCGAGUACUGAUGCUGCAAGCUCAUCUUCUGCUCCGCCGAGCUUUUCAACUGCUAAGUCUGUCGGAGAUUUUCUCUCUGAAAUCGUACCAGUCUUGGGCACAAGUGACUUGAUGUCUAAUGAAGACAUAUGUGCUGCUGAUGGGUAUUUCCAGGAUAAAAUAAGUGGAUCAUUUGAAGAAUGCUGCUCGCAUGCUAGCUCUAACAAGGAGAGUUUAGGAAGAUGUUCAUCUUUAGAAGGCUAUGAUUACAUAGAGUAUGUUGAUCCAAGUAACAGCCAUCAGAUGAGCCCCAAUGUGUCGAGUACCUGCACCGCGCAAGACGUAGGCAGAUCACCCAAAGACAAUGAGAAAAAGGUCCCUCUAGGGAAGUCGGAAAAACUUGGGACCUUGAGUCAACUUUUGCGCUUUUGCAUUCUAAAGAGAGCUAAUCAUCGUAACUCCUGUUGAUGAGUGUACAUGCUCACACGAAUUGAAAUUUGUUCUAUUGUACAACAUCUGAUCUUUCUAACUGCAGAAUUAUUUAUGUACUAUGACGAGUCUUAACAAAAAAAAAAAGUCAACAUGAUAGUUAGAAACGUUAUGUUUGGAUAUGUAUUAUUCACUAAUCAUUCUUGUGGAUAGGAUUAGCAAAACUUUCCAAUUUCGUUAAUCUGAUCCAAUGGUGCAUUGAUUCGAA
Chenopodium quinoa (quinoa) is the source of this 2006-nucleotide messenger RNA. RefSeq lists its product as uncharacterized. The transcript has 14 exons. The record is from RefSeq and is a predicted model, not a curated record. NCBI's taxonomy places the organism in Eukaryota, Viridiplantae, Streptophyta, Magnoliopsida, Caryophyllales, Amaranthaceae. Bases 401 to 1777 code for a protein of 458 amino acids.